AUGGCAAGAGUAUCAGAUCUUGUGCUUCUUCUCGUGGCAGGACUGGCCAUACCUUUGCUUAUGCAUCAGUUGGGGGCAGUUAAGUUUGAUUUAAAGAACCAGUGCGGGUACACAGUUUGGCCAGCAGGACUACCCGGACUAGGAGGGCAGCAGCUGGACCAGAAUGUGACGUGGACGGUAGAUGUGCCGGCUGGGACACAGGCGGGAAGAUUCUGGGCCCGAACGGGCUGCUCUUUCGAUGCGAGCGGCGGAGGAACCUGUAAAACCGGUGACUGCGGUGGCCAACUGAACUGCACAGUAUCCGGAGCUGUUCUCGCCACGCUGGCCGAAUAUACCCAGAGCGACCAGGACUACUACGAUGUCUCCCUGGUGGACGGCUUCAAUGUUCCUCUUUCCAUCAACCCUACCAAGUCAAACUGCACAGCUCCUGUGCAUGCAAAGCCGACGUGA
This is a messenger RNA of Cryptomeria japonica (Japanese cedar), 450 nucleotides long. RefSeq names its product pathogenesis-related thaumatin-like protein 3.8. Gene Ontology annotation, cellular component: extracellular region. NCBI's taxonomy places the organism in Eukaryota, Viridiplantae, Streptophyta, Pinopsida, Cupressales, Cupressaceae. The coding region runs from base 1 to 450 and encodes 149 amino acids. The record is from RefSeq and is a predicted model, not a curated record. Gene Ontology annotation, biological process: defense response. The transcript has 2 exons.